AUGUCUUACCGCAACGACUCCGACAGCUACGGCAGUGGCAACCAGAGCUCCGGCUACGGUGACAACAACUCCUCCAGCUACGGCGGUAACCAGUCCGGCUCUGGUCGUGACCAGGACAGCUACGGUAGCAACAACAAUGACUCCUCCAGCUACGGUGGCAACCAGUCCAGCUCUGGUCGCAACCAGGAUAGCUACGGCAGCAGCAACAAUGACUCCUCCAGCUACGGAUAG
Penicillium roqueforti is the source of this 231-nucleotide messenger RNA. RefSeq lists its product as uncharacterized. The transcript is spliced from 2 exons. Lineage: Eukaryota; Fungi; Ascomycota; Eurotiomycetes; Eurotiales; Aspergillaceae. The record is from RefSeq and is a predicted model, not a curated record. Bases 1 to 231 code for a protein of 76 amino acids.